AUGAACUUCUCGUCCAAGUCAUCAACCUCCGGCACCUCGCAAGGCUUCACCAACAGCGGCCACGUCGCUGUGAGCGUGCCAGCCUCCAAGUUCAAAGCCAUUCGCUCGAGCAUCGACUCGAGUUUUGUCAACAGCGGCCAGGCCAUCCUCGAAGAAUCCACCGGGUACACGGGCUUCGCAGUCACCCCGUACACGCCGCGCGUGAUCGACCAGUGCGAUCGCUCACUGCACCACACCAACCGCAGCCAGUACGAAGCAAGCGUCGACCACAAGUCUCAAUGGUUCGUCACGACCAGCCCGCACGUGCACGAAUGCCUGACCGAGUUCCUCGGUACCUUCGUCAUGAUCUGCUUCGGUAUGGGCAGCAACGGCACGUGGCUCAGCAUCAACAUGGCGUGGGGUAUCGCCGUGCUCACGGGCGUGUACUGCUCCGAAGGCGUCAGCGGAGCGCACAUGAACUGCGCCGUCUCGUUCGCCCACGCGGUGUAUGGUCGUCUACCGUGGUGGAAACUGCCGGGCUACUGCGCCUCACAAGUGGUGGGCGCGUUCCUCGGCGCGUGUGCGAUCUACCUGCUGGACUACCAGAAGCUCAUGAAGGCCGACCCGAACAAGGAGACCACGCAGGCCAACUUCGCCACGUACCCGAACGAAGACAUCAACAACCUCACAGCCUUCUACUCGGAAGCGCUGGCUACGUGUAUGCUGCUGCUGUGCAUCUACGCCAUCACGGACCACCGCAACCGAUCACCCGACACCGUUGGCACCCCCUUUGCCUUUGCGUUGAUGGUCAUGGCUCUCGGUAUGAGUUUCGGCAUGAACACGGGCUAUGCGAUGAACCCUGCGCGAGACUUCGGUCCUCGUCUUUUCACGUACAUGGUGGGUUACGGCUCGAAGGUGUGGACUGCGGACGGGUAUUACUUCUUGAUCCCCAUCUUCGGACCCCUUAUUGGCGGCGUCGUCGGUGCGGGGAUGUACACAUUGCUGGUGCAAGUGCAGCAUCCGCACGAACCCAAGUUCUCUUGA
Phytophthora sojae is the source of this 1023-nucleotide messenger RNA. RefSeq lists its product as hypothetical. The transcript is spliced from 2 exons. The record is from RefSeq and is a predicted model, not a curated record. Bases 1 to 1023 code for a protein of 340 amino acids. Lineage: Eukaryota; Oomycota; Peronosporomycetes; Peronosporales; Peronosporaceae. Gene Ontology annotation, biological process: water transport; glycerol transmembrane transport. Gene Ontology annotation, cellular component: plasma membrane. Gene Ontology annotation, molecular function: water channel activity; glycerol channel activity.